Lathyrus sativus (Indian pea) is the source of this 429-nucleotide messenger RNA. The record is from the annotation of a GenBank genome assembly. Lineage: Eukaryota; Viridiplantae; Streptophyta; Magnoliopsida; Fabales; Fabaceae.
AUGGGUUCCAUAGAGAACGAUUCAUCACUUAUGGAACAAUCUCUUCUUCUGGAUGAAGAGAGCAGCCAAUACACAGGAGAUGGUUCUGUUGACUUUAAAGGAAGGCCUGUUCUCAAGCUCACUACUGGAAAUUGGAAAGCUUGCCCAUUUAUACUAGACAAUGAAUGUUGCGAAUGUUUGGCAUACUAUGGCAUUGGAUCAAAUCUUGUUACCUAUCACACGCGCAAACUACAUCAAGGAAAUGUCUCUGCUGCAAGAAAUGUCACUACAUGGCAAGGCACUUGUUAUCUUACACCACUCAUUGGAGCCGUUCUAGCUGAUUCUUACUGGGGGAGAUACUGGACAAUUGCUAUUUUUUCUGCAAUUUAUUUCAUUGAAAUGUGUACAUUGACUCUUUCUGCAUCGUUUCCAGCAUUGAAGCCUGCAUAG